Molecule: messenger RNA, 1368 nt
Organism: Meleagris gallopavo (turkey)
Lineage: Eukaryota; Metazoa; Chordata; Aves; Galliformes; Phasianidae
Source: RefSeq, a predicted model, not a curated record
UUCCCAGCUGAUCAUCUCCUGCAUGCAGAGUUUGAGUUCACAAAUACAAGUGGACUUUUUCUGUUCUCUUUGGCAGAUGGUGAUGGACAAAGUGAACAUUUGUUACCAGUAUGUGAAGAUGUAAACUGUCAAAAAAGUGCCAUCUACUUAACUAAGCUAGGAAUGGAUCAGUGGAUUCCAGUCUUGCAGGACUUCAGAAAUAAAGACACACUUUGGGGCUUUGUGAAAAAUCAAACUGACAAAACUACAUCAGAAGUUUCAUUUCCAAUGACCCUUCAUAUUGGAGAUUACAACAUGGAUGGCUACCCAGAUGCCCUUGCUAUACUAAAGAACACAUCUGGAAGCAAUCAACAAGCAUUUUUACUAGAAAAUGUCCCAUGCAAUAAUGCAAGCUGCAAGAGUGCACGUCGUAUGUUUAAAGUUUUUUGGGAGCUCUCUGACCUAAAUCAAAUCAAAGAUGCAGUCGUAGCAACCUUCUUUGAUAUCUACGAAGAUGGAAUCUUGGAUAUCGUUGUAGUAAGCAAGGGCCACUCCAGUGAAGACUUCGCUAUCCAUACAUUAAAAAACAACUUUGAAGUAGAUGCAUAUUUUGUUAAAGUUAUUGUUCUCAGUGGCCUCUGUUCUAAUGACUGUCCUCGGAAAAUAACACCUUUUGGUGUUAAUCAGCCUGGUCCUUACAUCAUGUAUACAACCGUUGAUGCAAAUGGAUACUUGAAAAAUGGGUCAGGUAAGAUAAUCUCAUAAAAAUAGACAUUGCUAAAUAAUGGCAAUAAUCUAAGGAAAGAGAUGUGGGUAUUCUGGGUCCCAAAUCAGUGAUAAUGCUCUCACCCUGAGCACUGUGCUCAGAACUGUUUAUUCUACCUGAGGAAAUAUAGAGAAAUAAUGUGACUUUAAAUGUGUACAAGAUAGCUGCAAAAACAUACUCUGAUACUCUGUAGUACUUCUGCAUUCAUACAUGCUUAAAGUUGGGCUUGGAAUUUUAAGGCUACAUUUUUGUUUAAGCUAGCGAUUACUGCCAAUGUAUGAAAAUGCUGAGUAUUUUUUUCAAAUUGUACAAAUUCAGUUUUACAAACUAAUCUUCUAGUUUUGCUCUUCGCUUCGUUGCUCUGAAAGUUUUCUUCAUAAGCUAAAUCUAAGAGCUUACUUCGCUAGGAACACUUAAAACACCACAGUAAAUCUAGAGAUUUGUAGUUAAUCUAAGAGGAGAGCCCAGUGCAUCAGGCCAUGCCCUUAGGCAGGCAGUGCUGGUGGGUAACAAUUAGCAUAUCUCAUUAUUGGCAGUCAGCAAGAUGAUGGCUGGUAGACUUUGUCAGAGCCAAGUCACUGUAGAGCCUAUUUUGUUAACCAUAUAAAAAAAAAAAUAAAUAA